AAUACAGACCGCCUUGCUCAGUCGUCAGAAAAGCCCAAAACCAAUGGGAGGAGGACACAGGCGGACUUCCGCUGCCGAGAGCCAAACGGCGCCGUCUUCGGCCUGGUCACAUUUCUGGUCCUCCGCCACCAGAACCAAGCCCGUAUCCGACUCCGGCAUCCGUACCAGCUCCGGCGAUGGCCUCGUCCGUAACCUCGGCAUGUUUGACCUCAUACUCCUCGGCGUCGGCGCCUCCAUCGGCGCCGGAAUAUUCGUCGUCACUGGCACCGUCGCCCGCGACGCCGGUCCCGGAGUUACUGUUAGUUUUAUUCUCGCCGGAGCGUCUUGUGUGCUAAAUGCACUCUGUUAUGCGGAGCUGGCUUCUCGUUUUCCUGCCGUUGUUGGAGGAGCGUACCUUUACACGUACACGGCAUUCAAUGAGCUGACUGCCUUCCUUGUUUUCGGGCAACUUAUGCUUGACUAUCAUAUUGGGGCGGCGAGCAUAGCGCGAAGCUUGGCGAGCUAUGUAGUGACGAUUCUUGAGCUUUUCCCUAUUUUUAAGGAGAACAUUCCGGACUGGAUUGGACAUGGUGGCCAACAGUACCUUGGGGGAGCUAUAUCACUCAAUCUCUUAGCUCCAGUUCUCCUUGCACUUCUUACUGUAAUUCUUUGUCGGGGUGUUGGAGAAUCCUCUGUCGUAAACUCAUUCAUGACUGCUACAAAGGUGAUCAUUGUUCUUAUCGUUAUCUUUGCCGGUGCUUUUGAGGUUGAUGUUUCAAAUUGGACUCCUUUUGCCCCAAAUGGUUUUAAAACAGUAUUGACUGGGGCAACAGUGGUAUUCUUUGCAUAUGUUGGAUUUGAUGCAGUUGCUAAUUCAGCUGAAGAAUCAAAGAGACCACAGCGGGACUUGCCAAUAGGCAUCAUAGGAAGCCUUCUGAUAUGUGUGAUAUUGUAUAUUGGUGUCUGUUUGGUGAUCACUGGAAUGGUACCGUAUAAAUUCCUUGGGGAAGAUGCUCCUUUGGCAGAUGCUUUUACAUCCAAGGGGUUGAAGUUUGUUGCCAUCUUAAUCAGUGUGGGUGCUGUGGCUGGACUUACAACAACCCUUUUAGUUGGUCUGUAUGUUCAGUCUCGGUUAUAUCUUGGGCUUGGAAGAGAUGGUUUAGUACCUUCGGUGUUUGCUAGAGUACACGCAAAACGCCGAACUCCCAUUCAUUCUCAGGUGUGGGUUGGUAUUGUUGCUGGCAUUCUGGCAGGCUUGUUUAAUGUGCAUAUUCUCUCACACAUCCUUUCAGUUGGCGCAUUGACAGGCUACUCUGUUGUUGCUGCAUCUGUGGUUGCUCUUCGUUUGAAGGAUAAGGCAUCAAGUCAAGUGCCAUCUACGUCCUGGCGGGAAGGUGUCGCCUGCUUAUUCAUAGUUGCAUGCAGCGGUUUUGGUGCUGGAGUCUUCUACAGAUUCAACAUUUCAUUUAUUUUUAUGGUCAUAGCUCUGUUUAUGGCAAUACUCGCUGGGGGUGCUCUUUAUUUUCGCCAAACUUAUGCAGACAUGCCAGGGUUUUCGUGUCCUGGGGUUCCAAUAGUGCCAGCUGUAUGCAUCUUCUUCAACAUGUUUCUAUUUGCUCAGUUACACCAUGAAGCAUGGGUGAGAUUUGUCAUCCUCAGCAUCAUUACAGUUGGUAUUUAUGCAUUUUAUGGACAAUACCAUGCUGAUCCAACUGCAGAGGAGACUAUCAUUUAUCAUAGGGCACCAGAAGAAGACUCUCGGUAAAUUAUUUCGUUUGUAAUGACCCCUGUAUAUUGGUGGAUUUGUUAUCUGUUGCAGUGUUGUUUGUACCUUUUCGAAACCACUUUGUUGGAAAAGAAAAGGUUACAAUAUUCAUUUAGUGCUCCUGAAAAAAUAGAUACAUGUUAUUCAUUGUAAUCCUUGAGCAACCACGAUGAUUAUCUUGCUUGAGGCUGUAACACUAGUAUAAUAUUAAUGCAAAUAGUUGAUGUUUA
Molecule: messenger RNA, 1974 nt
Organism: Argentina anserina (silverweed cinquefoil)
Lineage: Eukaryota; Viridiplantae; Streptophyta; Magnoliopsida; Rosales; Rosaceae
Product: cationic amino acid transporter 9, chloroplastic
Exons: 8
Coding region: 44-1744 (566 amino acids)
Biological process (GO): transmembrane transport; amino acid transport
Cellular component (GO): membrane
Molecular function (GO): amino acid transmembrane transporter activity
Source: RefSeq, a predicted model, not a curated record